Messenger RNA from Cladocopium goreaui, 6281 nucleotides. The record is from the annotation of a GenBank genome assembly. Lineage: Eukaryota; Dinophyceae; Suessiales; Symbiodiniaceae.
GUCUGCGGCGCUUAGCGUAUGACUAUCGCGCCUGGAUUUCUGAUAGUCUGGUAAGUUUUCUCAUUGACAGGAUUGGCGUGGUGGUCCCCAACCUGUUCGUCUUGGGUAUGGAUGAUCUGAGUGGAGAAGGUUCAGUGAAAUCAGUGGUGGCAGGAAAUGGGAAAGCUGAAGUGUUCUCCCGACUCAUUCUGCAUCCAUGCGCACAUGAACGAGCUGAUCCAUUCUGGGUCUUACUUCCAGGGGUCAGUCCAACUGGGGGCAUUUGGCAGUAUUUCAUGGAAAAGGUUGACCUUACGUGGCAGACAUCCAACGAGUUCACGCAGUACUCAGCUCUUUAUCCCGCCCUGUUUGGAUUUGCAGUGGCCCAUGCCUACAAGAUUUCCAGACUUAGAGUCCAAGAUCCUAGCGCUGUGCAAGCACUCCUUCGAGAGGUGACCACUCAAAUUGUGCAAGACAUGCCGUCAGAGGAUGCAGUCAUUGCGCAGGCUCAGGAAAGAGAGAAGGGUGAGGAAGCAAAGUCGACCAAAAAGAAAUCCAAUACUUUGAUGAAGAAACGCCCAGGUGUCACCUCGAAAGUGAAACCAGUUGGAAAGGAUACGACCACUGUCUUUGAUCAGCUGAUGAACCAAAAAACGAGGCUUUGCGAGCAAGCUCUUCGUCAACAGUCGUUGAUUUGGACCCUUGAUGAGGACUGGCAGUACAUGGAAUUGGAGGCAAGCUCCAUGCUUCAGGAUAAGGAUCUUGCAGAGACCCUCCAACUUGCAUCAACUUUUGGCUUGAAGGAGAAGCAGCUCUACUUCACGAAGGCUGUCAGGAAGAUCGCUGACAUACCUUCGUAUGUGCUUGCUGUGUCACUCGCGGGUAUCGUGAAAGAUCUGACUCCGCAGUCACUGUUUCGAACCGGUGGUGAGUUGUUUGAGGUCAGAAAGCGGACCUUGCAGUCUGUUCGGCUGGAUGGCUCACCUGAUUCGUUGAAAUUGCGUCUUGAUCUGUCUCAGAAGCUGUCACUCGCUGAGCGUUUGUGGAGGGACAGACUCAUUUGGCUACUGGAUGAAGGCAAGAGGUUUUGGAGGAAAAUGCUGGCACAGGAUAGCCAUGGAAUAGGGACCUUGAAAGAAGAGGUGGCCUUGAAGCUUGCAGAUCCUUCUUGGCUCAUCAAGGUGAAAAACCAACAGGAGAUGUUUCAGAAGGAUGCCGCGAAGGAUUUGAAAAAGGACCAGGUGGACACUGAGAGAAUGUCUGUGCCGUUACUAGAUACCCGUCGUACUGGAAAAGGCAAGGAGAAAGAGCGCAGUGACAAGAGACAUUCAGAUGAGCGUAGAGUGAAGAAACCCAAGCGAGAUGAAUCAGAUGAUGAUGAGGCUUCCUCACGUGAAAGUGGUGGUGACUUUGGUAAACAUGCUGUUGCCAAGGCUCGCCGGGAGUCAUUGGACAAGAUUGCAGGGUACAAGGAUCUUGAUUUGUUGACAGGUCGGUUUCAGAAACGUUCCAGUGGAAAGGAGCGGACUAGCAGCACCCGGGGAUCUACAGCCAAUGACGCAGAUGGACAAGAGGCAGCUGAGGAAUCUCUCAAGAAGUUCCUUCAGAAGGAUUUGGUCAAAUUCUUCGCUAGCAAGAAUGAUUCCUGCCUUUUUUUGAAAGUGCUGGCGGCUGACGGAAUGGUUUCUGCUGGAAACUUCGCCGAUGCCUUGGAUGAGGGCUGGAAGCCUGAUGCUACAUGUCUUGGGGCCGAAAGCCUAGAGUACUUACAAAUGAUGUCGUGGGUGGGAAGGAGAUCAGCAGUGAAGUUGGUGCAGCAUCUAGCCAAUCGCAAGGCUGAGAAGAGCGACUCAGAGGACGCAGAUCGAAAGGACGAGAACAACGAGUCAGACGACUCAGGCAACCACACCGAGCCACCUAAGGACAAGAAGACCUGGGCUUGCGACAAGUUGCCUCCGCUGGAGGAUGAUGACCGUGAGUCGCAGAACUCCCAGUUGGAAUGGGGGCCUGGAGUAUACGGACCAAUGACCAUGAAGUUGCACAUGCGCCGAUGGCGCUACGAAGAGCUGUAUCCUCACCUGAACCUUAGGCGGCCUGACCAGGAUCGACUUGCGCUUCAGUCCAUGGGUGACAUCGGUGCACAAGAGCCUGCUGUGGCAGACCAGCAGCAGGUGACAGCCACCAUCGACUUGACAGACGAGGAUUCCAGCCAAGAUUCUACUUCCGCUGCUGCAGAUGCCCCGGGUCCAAUGCGAUCAAGCGCUUGCAGUUGCGAUCUGGCGGAGGUGGAGGAGCAGGAGGAGGAGGAGGAGGAGGCCUGGAAAGACAAGGUGGAAGCAUUGGUGCGUGAGAUUCCAGAGGUGCUUGGAGAAGACCCAGAGGAGGAAAGGCAUCGAGAUCUUGCAAUUGAGAAGGUGCGUGAUGCCAUUGCUGACAGGUGGGUGGCAGUGCGAAACAUUGCCGCUCAUUCACAUGCUUCCCAGUAUGAGGAACUUGUCCAGGCGACCAAGACCAUUCUAGCGCAAUUGGUUUCAGCCUAUGGCGCAGAGAUCCACUUUGUUGAAGAAGAGGCAUGUGCUGUGGACGGGUACAAGAGCUACAUAGCGUUGGCAGAAGUCUAUCAGCUGCGGACUCCUUUCACCCAAUGGUUUACCAAGAACUAUUGUGGAGUGUACAUGCCACUGGCCGAAGAGUUGGGAAUGGUUGCUCGCCGACCCAGCUACAAGGGAGCAGCAUCUACGAAAGUCCAUUUGCCGAUGGAUUCUGCCACUGUGAUCGGUCUAGUUGCCAUCUUUGGGUCGAUUUUGCCAGCCCAAGGGUUGACACCGUCGGCUUUGAAAACGUGCACGACCUGUUUCGAUGCUCUUCAAUCUGUCGCCUGCAUCUCACAGAACUUGGUCCUUAUCCCCGAGCUUCCGCGGAUGAUUCUUCCCGUCGAGAAAAACAAAGUGAAGAUGUCUGCGCUGAGAUCAGCUCUAAAGACAUUGGACCUGAAGCCUGACAGGCUGCUCAGAAAGCUACCUGAAGAUGAGACAGACAAGUCGGUCAGUUUCAGCCACUUGCUGAUUGCUUUGUUUCGGGCCCGCGGUGAGAAGUUCUACUCUCAGAGCCAGAUGCUGAUGCGUGUUCUUCGAAGGCUUGUGCACAUUUUCUGCCAGUCUGUGGAAAUGGCCAUGGAAAAGGUACUGAGCCUUGUCUUCCGCAUGGACUCGCAUCAGUGGGCCGGCCCCACCCAGGUGCUUCCGUUCGGACCGACAGCUGAACAAGCUGCAAAGGCCCUCGAAUCUUUGCGGAGCUACUUGGGUGGCCGAAUCCCUUCAAAGCCAGUGAGCCAGAUCGCAGCUAGCCUGGAUGCUUUCAAGUGGAAGGAGUACCGCGCUUCAACAAAAAAUCUCUUGGUUGCCCUUGCCAACUCGAUCCAGCAGGCGAUGCCAAAAGGUUUUUCCUUGAAGAGCUGCGUUCCGCCCAAUCCCCUGCUACCAAUGAAGCCCACAGAGACCAGGGCCAAACUCACCGAGAAGGAGAAAAGGGCAAUGGGCCUUGAAGGGGAGCAGAUGGACCGUUCCUUGUACUUUGUCUUUGACCACAAGUCAUUCGAUGCCAGAACGGAUUGGUACCAGAAUGAUUCCUUUUGGCAUUUGACAUUCAGCGCAGAUGAGGGAACAGAGGGUUUUCUGGUGUUCUUGCACUUGGCAGCGCAGCAGCUGUGGACGAUCAUUUGGCCGGACCAAUUUCACAAGGUGUCUCGAAAGACUAGUUUGGCCAUUACUUUAGCACCAGGCGGUCAGGCUCUCUUGCGCAGGAUCAGUCGCCUUUUCAGAGCCCUGCGUGGCCCAUGGCAUACGUGCAAGUUCGGGAAGAUCAUUCUCGAAGCGAGACAGCACUUGGUUCGUGAGGUGGAGGCGGGUAACGAAGCAGCUUGCGAGUUAGUGGACCUCUAUUUGCCUUCAAUUUGCCGUGACCUCAGCAUUGACCCGGACAUUGGCACCAGGGCACAUGUACUGGACAUUUUGAAGAGAAAGGGAGGUUCGAUGCACAUCGUGGGCACAGAACACAAGGAUUCCCGGUGGUGGUCUUUUUUUGACCACGGUUCCGCGUGGGAUCAACGGUGGCACUUGGAGCAGCUCACCCACAGCUAUGCUUUUUGGCUUGAGGGAAAGUCCCCAUGGAACCUGACCCCUUACAAUGAGGAAACGGGCGGAGAACCAACUGACACCAAUUCCCUAAGGCAAGCAGCCUGGAAUGUGCUGGCAGAUGACCAGAACCAAGACCAAAUGCGCAGCUUCCUUGUCGUGUUUGGACCAUAUCGGAAAUGGACCAGCGAGAUGAACCAUGAUAUGCAGUCGAUGCCUGAUGCGAGUUUGAAGCACACACUUUCCUUGGCCACUGGGCUCCGCAUUCAUCGUCUUAUGGAGAAGACAUUGCAGUUGAGCCGCUCCCCGGACACCCUGGAGUACAUCAAUGGAUCAGGAGAUGACACAGAACACGAGGAAAACAGGCAAUUUCAUGUGGCAUUGAUGCUUGGACAAAUGCGUGCUUUGUGGGAGACCAACACCUACCACCUGGCAUACCCAUGGCAUGUCAUCGUUGCCUUGGACGCUAGGAAGGUGCAAGAGCUGCUGGCACACAUGAAGACCACUUGGGCAUUUGUCAGGGAGGUGAUCGACACGAUUCCGUUGACACACCCCAUGGGCAAAGCAUUCUUCUUUGUGAGGCACCAGGCAUUUCGAGAUGUCAUGGUGAAAGCUGAGAACUUCGACUUCGACCCCUGCCAGUUCCAUGCGCCUGCUGCAGCUGGUUUUCGAAAUGUCAUUCGCAGUGUCGGUGGGCUGACCAACGCAAAAGCAGAUGGACUUCUGAGCUCACUUCCGAGCGAGCUUGCCUUCAAUGACUUGCGUGACGCGUCCAAGCGUUCGCGCAAGAGUCAGCAAGUGCAGCCAGAGGAUUUGCACGCUGUUGCUUCCAAGUCAAGUGUGCGAAGGAAUAUGGGCUGCAGCUCGCUGGAUGUGAUGGAUUCUGAUUGGGGGCCGCCAAUGGACCGGAGAUCCAUCAAAACAUCCGUCUUCAAUGGCUUUCGCCAGACUGAUUGCAGUCUUGGCAUCACAUCAGAAGGUUUGACAAAGCGUCGUGUCAAUCAUGUGCUGACAAAGCCUCACAUUUUCUGCCAGAGGUUGGAAAUCUUCGAGGCAUUGCUUCAGAAGUGGGAAGGGUUGCAGGAUCUCUCUGAGGACGACAGGGUCAAGGCAAUCAUGGAUUCUUUCCGUGAUGGAUGGGUGGCAGAUCUGGUUCCGGUGCACUGGUGCGUGGGCUUUUUGGAUGAAGAGCAUUCCAUCACAAAGAACUAUGCCAUCGUGAUCAGGGCAGGUCCACACCAUUUGCUUUGCAUGUGGCUGAAACCUUUGGGUUUGGGUGUUUACACCUUGCUUCAUGACUCCAGCACCCGACCUUUCCGAUUGCUCGUGAAUGAUUUCCAGAAGCUGAAGGUAUGUCAGGCAGUUCCGGCAGUGGGGUCGAACGGCUCGUUGGUGUGGAAACUUCAAGUUUUCAUGGAACUCAAGGACUACCUUGCAGACUAUGCCAUGCUGGAUAUCAGUGCCGCCAACCUGUCGAAAGUUUGCACUGCCAUGAAGUUGCGUGGCCACUCCAAGCUAAGUCACAAGCAUCGGGUGGAGUUGUUUCUCAAAGAGAUGGGCCGACCAGAUGAUUUCAUUCAGGAGAUCCUGGCAUCCUUGCCCGACAAGCCCCAGAGACAGAAAGCAGAUGCAGAAUCGCAGGAGGAUGGUGAGUGUCCUGAUGGUGAAGACGAAGAUGUGCUGGGUGACUCUCCUAACCCGGAGGGAGAGGAAGAGACCAUAGAGCUCCUGCAGGUGCCAGUGGAAGCCAAUCAGGUAGAGAACAAGCAGGAGGAAGACGUUCACAUGGAUGAGCCAGUUGAACCACGAAAGGAACGAGAAGAUGGGGCACAUGCACCUCCAGGCGUUGGGCCCAACCGAGGAAAGUUUGAGACAUCAGACUUGCCUCCUGGUUGCACCGCCAACUUUGGCGAGCCGAAGUCAGCUUCGCCCUUCAUUCAGGUUCAUCUUCCUCUUGGCAUGAAGUUCAAUGGUCGUAGGUCCAAGUCCUCUAGUUUUUCAGAGGGUGCCCACGCUGGUUUGCGCUGCACAGCCCGCACCAAAGAUGCGGCAAUUCGCAGCGCUUUGGCAUGGGCGUGGGAGUGGUACCAAAGUUUGACGUGUUCAGAGCAAGCAGCUGUGAAAGCUGCAGCUGCUGAUGCUGCCGAACGGCAGCCCAAGCGUCCACGU